AGGCUCCGUUGCCGAAGUGAAGCAUGAUAAAGGAGAUGAGUAAUUAACUGUACUUCAGUUGCGUUACGUUAUUUGCAUAUUUUGUAACUAUUUUUAACAAUUAUCGCGAGAUAAGGCAGUUAAAGGUUAAAUUUUCCGUGAUAGCCGGGAACCGCUCGUAGAUAUACUUCGUGCGCUUAGCGGUUUGGAAAUGGGCACCAUUUCCAAAGUCGUCCUUUGGAUGUUGAUCUUGAUAUCCUGUUCCGAAGGAAUCGAGUUUUCGCACUGCGUUUGGGAAAAGGGUUUCUGUAAGAGGAUACGGUGCGCCGAUGUGGACGGGACGACGCUGAACACUAAUCUAGCGCAAUUUUGGACCAAACCGCCGCCGAAAUGGGUCAACGACAAAGGUGACUGCUACACAUUGGAAAUAGUCAAAUCGAAGGUUCCCACUUUGAGCAAGUUAGACGUGGACGCGCGGUACGAGUUCGAGGAGGCGCGCUUGUCGUCCCUCCAGAUUAUGUACGUGAACGAAGAUGCCUUCGGCGCAUUUGGCAAACUGAAGCGACUGUACCUAGAUGACAAUUCCUUAUCCAACAUAAGAUUCGAUGGGGGCCUGGGCAGUUUAGAGGAACUGUCCUUGGAAGUGAAUAAUUUAGAAAGGACCCCAGAUCUUUCUGGUUUGCUCAAAUUGAAAACGUUGAAUUUGGAAUCUAACAAACUGUCAUCGAUUGAUGGACUAACCUGUAAUUUGCUUGCGCUCGAGAAGCUCACUGUCCGCUUUAACAGGCUGACCACAACCGGGAGCUGCUUGGGUUACAAUAGAAAUUUAAGCAUUCUGCACUUGGGUUACAACCGAAUUUCAGCGCUUACAAAAGACGGGUUCGCUAACCUAACCUCUCUUCAAGUACUUGAUUUGGAUCACAAUGAGAUUUCGACCAUUGAGCAUGGUACUUUCGACGGGCUCACUUCUUUGAAAUCCCUCUAUUUGCAGCACAAUAAGCUAGUGCACUUGGAGGUGGACGUCUUCAGUGGAUUGCCUCAACUGACGCUCCUCUCCAUAGCUCACAAUCUAAUAGAGAGCUUCGAACCGGGAUUGUUCGCAAAUCUAAGCAGAGUAUUGAACAUUUAUUUGCGGAACAACCCUGUAUCCAUGUUCAAAACUGGCACCUUUCGAGGUUUAGAAUCCAUAUAUUCUCUCGAUCUAGAUUCCAUGCCCGUAAAAGAAAUCAAACCCAAAGCCUUUGCAGGUUUACACUACGCAAACUUACUUACGCUUUCUAACUGCAACAUCACCAAGAUUCAUCCGCAUGCCUUUGAAGAUUUACCAGAAGCGGUAGUUCUUCGCUUGGAUUCAAACCAAUUUCAACUUGCAUCUAAUAUGUUUGUCGGUUUAAGGAAGCUGACUAACCUAGCGCUGCAUGGUAACGUCUUCACUGUGAUACCACCUCACGGAUUUAACGGCCUCGGCGAACUACGCAACUUAAGGUUGCAGAAUUUGGGCAUAACGCGUUUAGAGCUGGAAGCGUUUAAAGGUCUGAACCAGUUGAUGUACCUGAACAUGAGCGGCAACCUUCUCGAAACCAUGCAGGAGAACUGCCUGACCGGUAUGCCCAAAUUGCAAAUUCUCGACUUGAGCCGGAACCGAAUCAAGUGGAUCUGGGGGAACGCAUUUCACGAACUCCACGGCGUCUACCAGAUCGAGCUGGUCGGAAACCAAGUGGCGCGCAUGAACCCGUACGGUUUUGACGGUCUUCGUAACUUGACGCAACUGGACCUGUCCGGUCAGAGUAUCCGCGUGAUCGCGCCUGAAGCCUUUGACGGCCUCGAACGACUGCAGAAUCUAAGCUUGCAGGGAAAUGACAUCGCUGAUCUACCGAAGGGCACCUUUGCAAUACUGAACCGUUUGGACAAGCUCGACUUAAGCAAGAACAACAUUGGCAACCUACGAUCUGGUACGUUUGGAUCUUCGAGCAUCACCGCGUUAAAUUUGAGUCAGUCCGGGCUGCAAGCGAUUGAGCCAGGUGCUUUUGGCGGCCUGGGUAUGUUGAAGUCUAUUGAUCUUGGUGGAAACAACCUGAAACGCCUUAGAAAUGGUACAUUCUCUGGGCUUGGUACGCUUAAAAGUUUGAAUUUGCGCAAUCUGAACAUUGGGAUCAUCGAAGAGGGGGCGUUUGCUGGGCUUGACGGACUGGUAAAGCUGUUCUUGAAGGAUAAUCCACUGGGUCAACUCAAGGCGCGAAGUUUUGUAGGAUUGCCCAGCUUGCAGGUUUUGAUCUUGCCGGAUGGGUUAACGGCGAUUGAGGCAAAAGCAUUUGAAGGGCUUGGUAAUGUCUCGUCGAGUAUAAUCGUGCACAAUGCGCAGUUAUCGACAGUGGAGGCUGACACCUUCAGUGGGCUAAGCAAGGUGAUGUUCCUCAUUUUCCGCAACGCUUCCAUUGGAACGAUACGGACGAACGGGUUCCGUGGGAGUAGGAGGUUGCAAGGGAUUACGUUUAGCAACUGCACGAUAAACACCAUGGAAAAUAGGGCAUUUGCCGACAUCGGGACAGUUACGUUCAUCGCCAAUGAAAACUUUAGAAAGUGCUCAAAUCGACCGGUGAUGUUGCGCAACGGUCACUACACAUUUUGCCAAAUGGGGUUGAAGGAAAUCCAAGUCGGUGCGUUCCAAGACAUUCACUUGCACACUGAAAGCGAUACCAAGGGCAUCCCGGAACUAGAACUAAACCUGAACUUCAACGAACUUACCACCAUUUACACAAAUACCUUCAUCGGAAUGGAGCACAUCGAGGAACUCUCAAUAAAUGACAACGAACUAGUUACGAUCGAGGAAAAUGCGUUUUCUACACUGUCUGCCUUGAAGCGUCUAAAUUUAGCCAACAACUACAUCCAAAACCUCAAGGACGCUUUUCUUGGAUUGGGCAAAUUGGAAACGCUAAACUUGGACAACAACAACAUAUCGUCUUUACACGCAAAUUUAUUCACCCCACUCACGGAGCUGCGCUUCUUGAACCUGGGGAGCAACUACCUAACCGAGCUAGCAGCUGGAGACUUUCCAAAAAUUCCGCUCCGCACCCUCGAUCUUGGGAACAACAACAUUAGCGACAUUGCGAAUGGCACUUUCGACCAGAUCACCACCCUGGACACCCUGAACAUUUCCUUCAACAGCUUGGAAAGGUUCGACAUCGGCGCGCUCUCGCCGUUGCAAAAACUGAAAACCUUCCUCGUCGGCGUCAACAACUUGCGCGAGUUCGACGCCCUCCGACUUGUCAACACCGUUCCUAAACUGGAACUGAUCGAUCUCAAUGACAACGAGAUACCUUGCAACGAUCUUCCUCACAUUCUCACCGUUUUCAAAACGCACCGUUUGGAGUACAUCACCAACACGGAAACGACGUCGGUCGGAAACUUCGACAGAGUCGCCUGUACGCCCAGCGAAAGUCCCCAAAUGCUCAACGCCUCAAUCUACAAGAGCGUGCUGAGGAAAAUCCACGGGAAACUGGACUCGGUCCUUGAUUCCCUGAGGACCCCAUCGGAGGGACCUACCGACACGAACUCGAACGCGAUUCAAAGUAAGAUCGACAGUCUAUUUAGUACCCUGCAGUCGGCUGCUACAAGAAACGAGUCAGUGAGUGCCUUCCAAGUUGUACUCAUCAUAAUGUGUGUCGUUAUAUGCGUGUUUCAACUGUACAGUGUAUACAAAAGGUGUCGAAAUACCAAUCGUUCCUAAUUCGAAAUCCAUAUUGCAUAUUUAUAAUACUAAUAAAGUGAUAUUAUUUAAAAGCAAAAUUUGAAGUUUCUGGGUAUCUCCGCUUUCUUGUCUUUCUCAAGAAAUAAUUACUAAACCAGAAAUUACCACUAUGAAAGCAUGAAGACAUUGAAUAAACUGGAAACAUUCAAAACAUAGCUACUUGUUUUGUGUUUGUGGGUAUUAUCGAAUUGUUAUUUGUAAAGUAACACUUAUCGCCGUGAGAAGACAGUCAGAAUAGUGUAACCGGACUAGUUACAACAUCUAAGGGUGUGAUUGAUCGUGAAUGUCAACUGUAGACUUGGAUAUUCCGAACGAGGGACAAGUUAUCCAUCCCGAGGGUGAGACCCUGCUAACGAAACUUGUGUGGUUUAUCUGUGUGCUAUGAGUAGCGAUUCACUAGUUUUCACAUGUGAUGGUGAAGUUGGAUUGGACCACCAGAGUCACGUACCUUACCUGCAGGCAACUUUGUGUAUACGCAUAUACUGUUUCUUUUAAAAUCAAUGCUACAAAGUACUGCGCGAACAAACUUUUCUUUGGAUUUAUCAAUCAUGUUUUUUCCUUCGCAGUUGCUCUUUUUCGAGAGUACGGCACAUUUUUAGCUUCAUUUGCUUUGCUUUUAAACAUUGACGUACAUCGACUUCCCGGAUUUUCUAAACUUCAUAAUAAUUAUUGCUCUUCUAGUAUAAAAAUAUUCACGUCAGUCACGUAGGUUAGCCGCUCACUGUAAAACUUAUGUCUCUUUCUUCGCAUGGGCUAGAUAGAAAUGAAAACAUAACAGCAUAACUUGUGUACACCAGACAGGCGACUAGUUUUGCAGUGCACGGCUACCUGCGAUGAUUGAGGUGACUGUUUUUAUACUAGAAGAGCAAUAAUACAUUUGACCGUUUCAGUGUCUUCUUUUGCGUUCCUUUGCCUCCAGGUCAUAGCGCCAGAUCCAGUUCUUUUAAAGGGUGGUCACUUUUAAACGUUGCCGGAUGAUUUUAUUUCUGUGUUACUCUAGUGUGAAGUUAGUGUAGAAUCUAGAAAAAUUGAAUAUACUGUAGAUACAUAAUAAAAGGAAAGGACUAAAAAUACCGAACAAAACACCAAAAAUGCCGUCGAUUGUAACGAGGGGCCGAUAGGCGUUUCAAAGAUUUUUGUUCGACUUUGAAUUUCGUUCAACAUUAAAGAUAUACCGCUUCAUAGUAAGCUUGAGCUAAAGUAUGUCUGGAGAUAAGAGCCGAAAUAAUCAGCUUGGCUUCGAUAGCAAGCACGGUGAGCGACUCGCUAUUUAGUGUCGAGCGAAUAAACAUAC
Photinus pyralis (common eastern firefly) is the source of this 5021-nucleotide messenger RNA. Its product is annotated as toll-like receptor 3. The record is from RefSeq and is a predicted model, not a curated record. The transcript is spliced from 2 exons. NCBI's taxonomy places the organism in Eukaryota, Metazoa, Arthropoda, Insecta, Coleoptera, Lampyridae. Gene Ontology annotation, molecular function: protein binding. Bases 191 to 3706 code for a protein of 1171 amino acids.